AUGUUCGUGCGCCCCUUGACUGCUCCAGUUAGGCCCGAUGCCUUCCUCUCUGGAGAUGCUCGAAUUGACGCGUCUUGGAGCAUGCUCGCUAAUCUCAAGUCGCCCAUGCACCCGGAUCAGGACCUCGACGACGAUGGCGCUCCGGAUUAUGAGACUUAUCCGACAGGCUCAGGCAGACGAAUCUUGCUGCCACAUCGUGGGGUGAGCCGAUCCACGGCCACCUCAACUCCCACAGCUUUUGAUGAUGAGAUGGACUUUGCUCUUUCUUUCACGACACAAGAAUCCGAGGCCGGUUGCAGCGAUGUCGACGCAGUCUUGGGCGAGGAGAUGGUGGAGGUCGAGGGUGGUGGUCUUCCUGAGGAGCCGCUGAUGCGAAAGAUCAACGCGACUAGUUCAUUCCGCAUGCACGCGGUUCGUGCCCGUCGCGAGCGCAUUCGUGCAGCACGACAUCAGGUCAUCGUUGACUUCUUGCAGAGGAACAACUUCGGUGGAGUCAACGCACCACGCUCUCGCUUGGGCUUGAGGUUGCUCUCGGAAUCCGUGUACCCACUCCACGUGGCAGCGCAGCGGGGGGAUGCUCACAUGGUACAAGAGCUCCUUCGAGAAAAGGCGGAUCCAGAAAAGAGGAGCUCGAGCGGGCGCACGGCUGUGGAUAUGGCACAUGCAGCGAACCACUUUGGGUCUCACUGUAUGGUGCUCGAGAUUUUGUCCGGACGGUGGAACAGCAUGAGCUUCCGCGACCUGAGAGCCAUGUCCUGCUCUGACACUUAG
This is a messenger RNA of Symbiodinium sp. CCMP2456, 771 nucleotides long. The record is from the annotation of a GenBank genome assembly. Lineage: Eukaryota; Dinophyceae; Suessiales; Symbiodiniaceae.